Molecule: messenger RNA, 6748 nt
Organism: Oncorhynchus nerka (sockeye salmon)
Lineage: Eukaryota; Metazoa; Chordata; Actinopteri; Salmoniformes; Salmonidae
Product: SWI/SNF complex subunit SMARCC2-like
Biological process (GO): positive regulation of DNA-templated transcription
Cellular component (GO): nBAF complex; SWI/SNF complex; npBAF complex
Molecular function (GO): histone binding; nucleosomal DNA binding
Source: RefSeq, a predicted model, not a curated record
AUGGCGGUGCGGAAGAAAGACGGCGGCCCGAACGUAAAAUAUUUCGAAACGUCUGAUACCGUCUCGCAAUUCGACAAUGUCCGCGUUUGGUUGGGCAAGAAUUAUAAAAAGUACAUCCAGGCGGAGCCCCCCACCAACAAGUCUCUGUCCAGCCUGGUGGUCCAGCUACUGCAGUUUCAGGAGGAGGUGUUCGGACGACAUGUCAGCAACCCACCUCUCACCAGGCUGCCGAUGAAGAGUUUCCUGGACUUUAAGUCUGGUGGGGCUCUCUGCCACAUUCUGGCAGCAGCCUACAAGUUCAAGAGUGAUCAGGGCUGGCGCAGGUUUGACUUUCAGAAUCCUUCUCGGAUGGACCGCAAUGUGGAGAUGUUCAUGACUAUCGAGAAAUCCCUGGUACAGAACAACUGUCUGAGUCGACCAGUGAUCUACCUGAGCUCUGACAUUGAGGCCAAGCUGCUGGGGAAACUGAAGGACAUAAUCAAGAGGCACCAGGGCUCAGUGACUGAAGACAAGACAUGCAGCUCCCAUGUGGUGGUUCCCAUCCCUGCCAGUCUUGAGGAGGAGGAGUGGGUGCGUCCGGUGAUGAAGAGAGACAAGCAGGUGCUGCUCCACUGGGGAUACUCUCCUGACAGCUAUGACACCUGGAUCUCAGCCAGUGAGGUGGAGGCAGCUGUGGAAGAUCCGCCCAGCCCAGAGAAACCCAGGAAGGUCCAUGCCAAGUGGAUCCUGGACCUGGACCAGUUUAAUGAGUGGAUGAAUGAGGAGGACUAUGAGGUCGGAGAGGGGGGCCCCAAGAGGAAGAGGAUCUCAGCCAAGACCCUGACGGACGAGGUGACCACCCCAGGGGACGAGCGCCGGGACAAGAAGCCCGGCAGCGCCAAGAAGAGGAAGCGCUCACCCUCCCCCUCGCCCACUCCAACAUCCCAGGAGAGCAAGAAGAAGAACACCAAGAAAGGGCCCACCACCCCGUACACUAAGUCUAAGCGAGGCCAGAGAGAGGAGGAGCCAGAGGAUCUGACUAAAGAUCUGGAUGAACCAUCACCUGUACCUGCUGUAGAGGAGGUCACCCUACCUAAGACAGCCAACACUAAGAAAGACUCUGAGUUGACACCAGUGAAAGGAGGUACCAUGACAGACCUGGAUGAGCAAGAGGAUGAAUCCAUGGAAACUGCAGAAAAGGAGGAGGAGGAGGGCUCUCCGAGUGUGAAAGGAGAGCCAGUGAAAGGGUCGGACCUCCAUGAGGACAACGUGACUGAGCAGACCCACCACAUCAUCAUUCCCAGCUACGCUGCCUGGUUUGACUAUAACAGUGUCCAUGCUAUUGAGCGCAGAGCCCUCCCAGAGUUUUUCAAUGGCAAGAACAAAUCCAAAACCCCUGAGAUUUACCUGGCCUACAGGAACUUCAUGAUUGACACGUACAGGCUGAACCCGCAGGAGUACCUCACCUCCACCGCUUGUCGUAGGAACCUGGCCGGAGACGUGUGUGCCAUCAUGAGGGUGCAUGCAUUCUUGGAGCAGUGGGGUCUGAUCAACUACCAGGUGGACUCAGAGAGCCGGCCCACCCCCAUGGGCCCCCCGCCCACCUCCCACUUCCACGUCCUGGCUGACACCCCUUCCAGCCUGGUGCCCCUGCAGCCCAAGGCAUCUCAGACUCCGGCAGCCCAGCAGAUUCUGUCAUUCCCAGAUAAGGUGAAGGAAAAGCAGCCAGUCGACCUGCAGAACUUUGGCCUGAGGACAGACAUGUACAGCAAGAAGACUGGGCCUCCUAAGAGUAAGACUGCUGCCAAUGCCAUGCGAGACUGGACCGAACAGGAGACACUACUGCUGCUAGAGGGUCUGGAGAUGUACAAGGAUGACUGGAACAAGGUGUCAGAGCACGUGGGCUCACGUACCCAGGACGAGUGUAUCCUGCACUUCCUGCGUCUGCCCAUUGAGGACCCAUACCUGGAGGACAUGUCCUCGUCCCUGGGCCCCCUGGCCUACCAGCCCGUCCCCUUCAGCCAGGCAGGCAACCCCGUCAUGAGCACCGUGGCCUUCCUGGCCUCCGUGGUGGACCCCCGCGUGGCCUCCGCAGCCGCCAAGUCUGCCCUGGAGGAGUUUUCCCGUAUGAAGGAGGAGGUCCCAGCAGCACUGGUGGAGGCCCAUGUGAGGAGGGUGGAGGAGGCGGCGCGGGCCAGUGGCAGACAGGACCCCCUCUACGGCCUGGAGGGCAGCGGCAUUGCAGGCACCAGCCUGGAGGAAGGAGACAAACCUGAAGAGAGCAGUGAGGAGAGUAAGAGUGACAGCCAAUCCAGUGAGGAGAAGAGGGAGACCAAGGAGAAUAAAGAUGGAGCCAUGGAAGAGGAUGAGAAGCAAGGAGAAAACGGGAAGAAGGAGGAGGAGAGAGGGAGAGAGGGAGAAGGAGAGAGAGACCGAGAGUCUGAGAAGACAGAGACAGAGAUGGGUGAGAGAGAGAAGGAGAAGGAAGGGAAGGAGGCCUUGGAGGAGGGCCAGAGAGAAGGAGAGAGCGAGGGCGAAAGGAAGGCGAAGGUGGAACGGGAUGUGGGAGAGGGGAACCUGGCUACCGCUGCUGCCUCUGCUCUGGCUGCUGCUGCCGUCAAAGCCAAGCACCUGGCUGCGGUGGAGGAGAGAAAGAUCAAGUCUCUGGUGGCUCUGCUGGUGGAGACUCAGAUGAAGAAGCUGGAGAUCAAACUGAGACACUUUGAAGAGCUGGAGACUAUCAUGGACCGAGAGAGGGAGGCUUUGGAGUACCAGAGGCAGCAGCUGCUGGCAGACCGUCAGUCGUUCCACAUGGAGCAGUUGAAGUAUGCAGAGAUGAGGGCGCGUCAGCAGCACUUCCAACAGAUCCAGCACCAGCAGCAUAGCCAGACUGGAGGCCCACCCCGCCCCGGCUCCCACGGGCCCCCACCACAGGGCCCCUCAGCCACCCAGUCCCAGCCGGCCCCCAGUAUCCCUGCACCACAACCAGCUCCCAGCCCAGCACCCUCUGCCUCCUCCGUCCCCAUGACUGGCCCUUCCUCUGCCCAGGCCCAGCCCACUGAGCCCCAGCCGACCCCCAGUGGUCCUCACUCCUCACCUCCCCGCCCGCCAGGCCACUCCAGCACCAACACCACCCCAACACUCCACGAGUCCAGCGCCCCUGGGGAUACACUCCACUCCUCAACUGCUGCUCCCACUCCACAGUGAAAAGAGAGAAAGAAAGAGAGAGAGGUAGGGAGAGAGAGGAGGGAGAGAGAGGACGGAAGAAGAGAGAGAGGUAGGGAGAGAGAGGUAGGGAGAGAGAGGAGGGAAGAAGAGAGAGAGGUAGGGAGAGAGAGGAGGGAGAGAGAGGAGGGAAAGAGAGAGGGAAGAAGAGAGAGAGACAGGAAAAAGGUCUUGGUAAACUGAAUGACAUUGACCACUUUGUACCUAUGAAUUCUGCCUGUAUCAUCUGAAAAUGAAGAAGUCAAACUGAAGGAGAUACAACAAACUUUGAUCAUUUUUAACAUUUGGACUGGACGAUUGACAUGCGAAAGAAAAACAAAACAAAAACAUUCCCUACCGGAAUGAAUAUUAGGUGGAAACAACCCCCUUAAAAUUACUCCCAACUAAAAAGAAAAUGCAAAUGAAGAGUUUUCAAACGAACAGUCUUCUUUUUACAGACAUAAGUUGCUUAAUUACUUUCACCCUUCACAUCGGACCCAAGGUUAAACCAAGAGAGUAUUGUCAUGUAAAUACGCCACCUGACCUGAGGAUAUGAAGAGAACUAAAGGACUCUUGUCUUAGCAGUCCUCUGAAUAGUGGUGCUUUUGUUUUCUUCUAUAGAGUACUGAGGGUCAGAUGUUCCCAGCCAUGUUCACAGACAUACCUACCUACCUAUUCUCCCAAGGUACCCUAGUAGGUACUUAGAAUUGAAAGAAGAUUUUUUUUUUUUUUUAAGAAAAAAGAUUUGCACUUUGAAAAUAUGUUUCUCCGGCGGCCAUAUCUGAAGACAAAUCAUUAUCAACUAAGGGCUCUAUUCAAUCAGAUCCGCUUUAGACAACAUCCGCAAAAGCUGUUGUUGUGGCUGUGUCAGAGGUGGAACUGCGUUAGAGCUGUCAAAUAACACAAGUGGCUCCUGGCAUUAUACCUAAAGCGUACAUUGCCAUUGGCUGCAUGAAGUAGCAUUAAGGGCUUUAUUCAAUCCGCACCGCGGAAGUCCAGGUUUACACCAUGAUUGAAAUUUAAAGGCAGUGUUCCCGCAUUAGCAGAGACUGUGUUCACGGUAAACACUGCAUAUGUCGGCUCAAUCGGAAAAUACCAUUACAUUUCUAUCCUGGAAUCUGUAACACUUCAGCUUUACAGAUUGAAUAGAGCCCUACAAGAAUACCAUGCAGCGUUGUUUACAAGUUUGAAUUCUGGAAUGUGUGAUGUAAUCUACAACUCGAUUAGGCUGAUAGAAAUCCUCAUUAUUUAGUUGAAUGAUUUUCAAUUUGAGCGUCAUUAUUUCUAUAUAGCCUACAUUUUCUCGUUCUGAACUUGUAAUGUGAGACGGGUAUGACUACCUGACAACGAUCAAGAGUAGCUGCUCACCGAUUUGACAGUUCCACCUCCAACACCGCCAAAACAUCAGCUAUGUGGGUGUCGGCUAUCGCCGCUUAACGCUUGAUCUGAUUGAAUCUAGGCCUAAAUGGACCUGAAGCACAUAACUGUUUUCUUGUUUUUAACUUUUACUAGGAUGUCAUAGUUUCGAAAUAUGAGAUCAUCAAGCUUUGUUGUCCUAUGUUAGUGAAUGUGGCGUUAUAGAGCUUCGGGGUUGGCCUGUUGGUUAGAUGUAUCCUAAACUAAAAAGUAUGUGUGAGGGCAAUGAAAACGAAUGGUAUUACUCUUUGUAAUAAUAUGUAUUCCACUUGAAAACGGUCUCAUCUGGCCCUACUGCCAUUUCAGUUAGUAAGACUAUGUACUGUUAACUGGAUUUUCUGUUUACAAUGCUGACAAAUGAUUCACUGCAAUUUGAAGGGACAAAAUCCCUAUAUGACUGAGCAUUAGAAACCACUUAAAGUAUUGAUGAAAGGCAACAUACUCCCAGAGUUACAGUGCCCCCGAAGACCCACAAGGACCAGGUCACAAUGUUCUAAAAGUCCUCAUUUUAAAGGGACAGUGCAGUCAAAAACUGUAUUUUCCCUGUGUUUUAUGUUUCCACACUGAUGUUGGAAUAAUGCUGUAAAAUUGUGAAAAUUAUGAUAAUGCCCUUUAGUGUAAGAGCUGUUUGAAAAUGUAAUCUUGUUUUGCAAGGGUGGGGUUUUGGACUACAUGGCAACAUCACCAGGCGGUUUAAGUUAAUAGGCCAACAACAAAGAGAGUUUGCCCUCCUCUCUGCCAACAAUAGCUAGUUUUCAGGUUACAUGUCCCUCCCAUUUGGCUCCUUUAAUUAGUCCCCUCACUCAGACCACUUCGACAGUCCUAGCAAAAUUCUUGCUUGAGAAAUUGCUUUUAGCUAAGAAGCUAGUUUUGUUUGUUUUCUAAAAUAAUCAGGUACUUAAUUGUUAUCCAGAAAUGAUUUGAUAUUGAGAUAAAAACAUCUUCAUUGGCCCUUCAACUCUAUUUUGUUUUUGAACAUUCAUAUCUGAAACACUUCUGAAACAGUUGGGCUUUCAUAGAGCAGAUCGUAAUCAUAAGACAAGCAGUAACUAACUACACAGAUAUGAUUUGGAUUCUGUCAGUAUGUCCAGUAUGGCUCGUCAGUAUCAGUCAAUCAUACCAUUGUAAAGAUUAUACUCUAAAGUAAUGACUGGAUGUAGGCUCCAGAAGAACCCUAUUAGCAACUUCAGACAUAAGACAUCACCGUCACAACUCUUCCUUCAUUGAUAAACCAACAUCCUUUUUAAUCAUGUUUGCCAUUUUCUCCAUAUAAGUCAGUGGGGUGUAGCCGGAGUUUUGGAUGUUCGGGAAAUCCAGAUUUUUAUAGUUUGUGUUUUUCCAAUGACAGGUCCAACUCACCUGAAGUGAUUACUAUGUAAUGGAAGUGGCUUUAAUGUUACAAAAGAACUGUGCAAGUCAAGGGAUCUCAAAAGUCACAUCAGUUUAUAGAGAAUUCUGUCCAUUAAUAUUUGUAACAAUAUCUUUAUGUAUCCUAUCUAUUUUUAUAUUUUUUGACUGUCAGGUUUUCCAUCUUGUUUCUUUGAUAUUACUGUUUGCAUCUAAUUGCUGUAUUUUUGUAACCUCUCUCACUGUCAUGUGCGUGGUCCUAAUAGGUCACAAUGACCUGUCAGUCAGUGUGACUGUGAGCAUGGGUGUGAAUGCAUGCCAUGAAGAUCUCUAUCCCCUAAGAGUUCCAUCAGUUCCAUCGCCCCUCCCCCCAGUGUUUGAUAAGGGCUGAGGGAUUGUGAUGCUCAUAGUUUGGUAUGUCUGUAUGAGAACACGCACCAGCACAUCACACACAUUCUGACAGUGUCAUAUAUACUCUGAUGAAACUUGUCCAGAUAGCCAGUGUUAGAAACUUCACUAGUCGUGACCAUGGAUGGACUGCUUUGGUCUCCAUUGUGUGGAUUUCGUGAUAUGAAAUACAUGUCUGUCCAGUUUGUUUUUCAUGAUUGCAUUGAUUACACAGUAGAAAUGAACCUUUCCUCAGUUAAACCGUUACCGAAUUAGUGUCAGUUGCUCUGCAGUUCAUAUAAAAAAAAAAUGGUUUUACUUACAAAAAGUUUUUAAAAACCAUGUAAUAAAUGUGACAUGUGUACAGUUUGGUCAUUGUUGCCAUCUUGACUGUACCAUGGCAAACUUCAAGCUA